Messenger RNA from Daldinia vernicosa, 2537 nucleotides. RefSeq names its product apses-domain-containing protein. NCBI's taxonomy places the organism in Eukaryota, Fungi, Ascomycota, Sordariomycetes, Xylariales, Hypoxylaceae. Gene Ontology annotation, cellular component: nucleus. Gene Ontology annotation, biological process: positive regulation of transcription by RNA polymerase II. Bases 90 to 1964 code for a protein of 624 amino acids. Gene Ontology annotation, molecular function: sequence-specific DNA binding; DNA-binding transcription factor activity. The record is from RefSeq and is a predicted model, not a curated record. The transcript is spliced from 3 exons.
CCAAGACGCCGUCUCCUAGUCUCCCCGUCACAACGGCGAUAUCUGGCCCCCCUUCCCAGGCCAUUGGCGGGUACGAACAAUAUUCCGCGAUGAAUACCGCGCCUCCAGAUAUGUACUACCAAGCUACGCACAUGUCUGCAGGCCCUGCGCCCCAACCACAAACUGUGACAUCAAACGCGCUACCCCAAUAUGGCCAUCAGCAACCAACGUUAUUACAACCAGGCCCAGCACAAUACUCUGCCCCUCCGUACCAAUACGGCUAUGCGAAUGGAUUGACGUCUCCUCAGUCUGCACCGCCGGCCGUUUCGGGUUCCAUGGGCGCCCAAAAUGUCCUACCCCUUCCCGGAGUUCCCAAUCAGGGAGGUAUGCAGAAUCAGUACCAAGGAUUUGACACGACAGGUCAAGUUGCGCCGCCGGGGAUGAAACCCCGCGUUACGGCCACGCUUUGGGAAGAUGAGGGUAGCCUGUGCUUCCAAGUUGAGGCUAAGGGUAUUUGCGUUGCGCGUCGGGAAGAUAAUCACAUGAUAAAUGGUACCAAGUUGCUCAACGUCGCUGGAAUGACCCGCGGGAGAAGAGACGGAAUUCUGAAAAGCGAAAAGGUACGGCAUGUUGUCAAGAUUGGGCCCAUGCACCUCAAGGGAGUUUGGAUUCCCUUCGAGCGAGCUCUUGACUUCGCCAAUAAAGAGAAGAUUACGGAGCUGUUGUACCCACUGUUCGUUCACAACAUUGGAGCUUUAUUAUAUCACCCUACAAAUCAGAACAGAACAAAUCAGGUCAUGGCCGCAGCCGAGCGCCGAAAACAAGAGCAAAGCCAAAUGCGGAACGGCCCGGGUCCGACGCCUCCCGGUGGCGUCUUGCCGUCAAUACAGCAGCACCACCAUCACAUGGGAUUACCAGGACCUCAACCGCCACUUCCCUCUCACAAUCCAGGACGACCGUCCCUUGACCGGGCACACACGUUCCCGACGCCGCCGACAAGCGCAUCAAGCGUGAUAGGAAGCAUGGGCUCAUCUGAGAAUUUCCAAUGGAGUCAACAGGGGAUGAGUGGCGCCCAAGGUCCCAACCCUAUGUCCAUUGAUACGGGUCUUAGCAAUGCCGCACGAUCCAUGCCGGCUACUCCCGCAACUACACCUCCGGGAAAUACACUACAGAGCAUGCAGCCUUACUCGCAGAGUAGUCAACCUUAUGACAAUUCUCGUGCGGUAUAUAAUGGUCAAACUACUCAACAUUCUCCUUACCCACCCUCAAAUAGCAGCCCGCAAGAGAGGAACAUCUAUGGCCAACCGAGUUCCUACAUGAAGAGCGAGAUGGGCCCUCCAGCCGGUCGUCCAGCCGGUCCUAAUGAGCAGGCUGAUGUCAAACCGUCAAAUGGAUUACUGCAACACAAUGACGGUGUUCCUCACCAGUCCGGCGAAGAUGAAGCUGAGCAUGAGAACGAAUAUACUCAUGACAACAAUGGUUACGACACCAAUAGAACAUCGUAUAAUUAUAACGCCCCGCCUGUCACGGCGUUACAAGGCGAUCACCAACAUAUUCCUGAGAUAACCGGGUCGCCUAAUCAUCAAGCCGGAUCUGGACGAGCCACACCCAGAACCGCUGCACCGCCGCAACCGUAUUACGCCCAGCAAGCAGGAUACAGUACGCCGCCGCGUGUGCCACCCUCGAGCAACCUUUUUAAUGUAAUGAGUGGCGAUCGGGCGCCCACUAAUGGCGCGCCACCGCCGGAUGUUUAUAGCUCGCAAAACGAUAUGGGCGGUCCAAUGCAAAAUGGUUAUGGUGCUCAGCCAGUUAUGAAUGGCGGACCAGGCGCGUUGAAAAGAGGCCGCGAUGACGAAGACGACCUACCUCGUCCCUCGAGCGGUGGGCUGGACCUGAAACGUCGGAAAACGGUGAUGGAUGGGCCCAUCGCUCCCGGAUACGACACGAUGAGCCGGCCUGCUUCAGUGGUGGCCCGUCGGCGAUAGCCUCGACCUGGACCUUAUCCAAUGUGUCAUGCUGAUGUUUUCUUUUCUGUGCGCAUUAAUCCGGGUGUUGGGGCACUUGUGCGAAAAUCGAUUCUUUUGAGACGAAUCACUUCCGCGCCAUAGAGUGCAAUGCCGACUACGAGACACUCCUUUAUUUGUUCUUUUCCGCGUCUUUUGUAUUCGCCGCGACAGCUCAUCAUCAUGUUUAGGCCCCAUCCAUCAGAAGACACGAUGACGAAAAUUACGACUUCUUGAUUGUUAUUAACAGCCGUUAAAAGGCCGUGUAAAUGCUUCACGAUUUAACGCGUCGCAUGGUGGACCUUAAUUUUUUUUGAGAUGAUCAUCGAUUACUUCUUUUUUUUUAUGCUGAGGACAACGAGACACUCGAGCAACGCAAAAGUCCCGCCUAUUACGAUUUCUAGGCGAGUAAUGUUCAUGACCGAGGCUGAAUUUGUUUUACUUUGUUCAUCACAUCCAUCAGCCUCGUAGAGCACGUGAGGCUGCUGGUACAAUUAUUUUCCUAGUGACGACAUAAUGACGACCCGAUUUUCUUCUAUUCACCAAAAGGAUGUG